CCUCCAAGCCAUUCCGCGAUGUUCCUCCCCUGAUCCCCACCCGAGUCAGACGGCGGCGACGGGCAGGCGAGCGGCGGCGCGGUUCCGGCACGCCGGGCAUUCUGCGGCGACCCCCGCAAUCUCCGUCGAGCGUGGAAGGGAGGCGUGCCCGCUGUGAGGCCCGGGCUCGCGGCCGCUCUGACGGUCUCGGCAUCCGCUCUCUCCCCUGACUCCGGCUAGGGCUCUAGAAUUUUCCUGGCCCCGCCUGUUGUAGAAUGGCGGCGGCAACGCUGCGCUGGGUGAUCCAGAUGCACCGGGACGUGCCGCGGGCUGCACGAUUCUACGCAGAGGGGCUCGACUUCAGUGUCAACGUCUGCACACUCCGCUUUGCGGAGCUCCAGUCAGGGCCGCUCAAGCUAGCGCUCAUGCACGCAAAUGACAGUACCCUUGCAACGCAGAGAGCCUAUUCUUCGAUGCUGUCUUUCACCGUACCGGACAUAACCAGCACAGUAACAAAACUAAUGUCUCUGGGAGCCGAGUUGGACGGGCCGAUCAAAUAUGAGAUCCAUGGAAAAGUUGCAGCCUUAAGAUGCAUCGACGGCCACGUGCUGGGUCUGUACGAACCAGCCUGAAGAACCUGUUGUUCAAACGCACUGGAUGAGAAGCCAUUUUCAUCGCUCGCAGAUUAGGGAUACGUGUGAUUGUUUCUUGUGGCAAAGUAGAUAGAUGUUUUGUCACCGUGAAUGACUGGUGUACAACUUCUGGGAGGUUAGGGAUGUUCAGGCAUUUUAGGGGGUGACUGUGAUGCUGCUCACUGCUUGCCUCAUGCUGCCACUGGUGUCGCACAUUCUGUCGCGAGUGCGUAAAAGCAGCAGCUUGGGGUACUGGCCAAAGCCAACCAGUUCAUUCGUAGCGGUAUCUUGACCGAUUAUGCUUGAUCAUGGCCUGGGCUAUUACAAGUGUGUCAGUUCUCUAUUUAAACUUAUUUGGUUUUCAGGCCGUGAUGGUUCCAAAAAAAUAAAUUAAAAGGGUAAACAUGUGUUGAGAAAGGUUUUGUC
Messenger RNA from Triticum urartu, 1037 nucleotides. RefSeq lists its product as uncharacterized. The record is from RefSeq and is a predicted model, not a curated record. NCBI's taxonomy places the organism in Eukaryota, Viridiplantae, Streptophyta, Magnoliopsida, Poales, Poaceae.